Messenger RNA from Bombina bombina (fire-bellied toad), 8035 nucleotides. It is a transcript of the gene KCTD1, whose product is annotated as potassium channel tetramerization domain containing 1. Bases 117 to 2648 code for a protein of 843 amino acids. Gene Ontology annotation, cellular component: nucleus. Gene Ontology annotation, molecular function: transcription factor binding; transcription corepressor activity. Gene Ontology annotation, biological process: negative regulation of DNA-templated transcription; protein homooligomerization. The record is from RefSeq and is a predicted model, not a curated record. The transcript is spliced from 5 exons. Lineage: Eukaryota; Metazoa; Chordata; Amphibia; Anura; Bombinatoridae.
GAGCUGAAUGCAAGUGCUGGAGAGAGAGGGAUACAGGCUCUGCUAGGGAUACUGAAUCUGAUACAACAGCGGCACGGGCUCAUAUAGAUAGAAGGGAAAGGGAAAUAAAAAGCAAUAUGGCGAGGAUGCCUGGCAUUGGGGACUGCAACCCAGGCACCACAGACACUGAUCCCCUGCAUGCACAGUCCAGGAGCACACAGCACAGAUUGCAGCCUGGCAGUGCUGGGGAGGAGGAAGAGGAGGAGGAGGAUGAGGACGAUGAGAUCCAGGAGGUGCAAAUCACAGGGGACGAAGAAGAGGAUGACGACUUGCUGUUGCUGGAAGAUGAGGAUGAUGAGUUGGAAGAGGAUGAUAUGCAGCUUGACUGGGAAGAGGGUGCACUUUUGGAACCCCAAUAUGCCCAGCUGGGUGAGCGUGCAGCUGAACUGGCACAGCACCCUUCACCACAGUGCACUGCUCUUGCUGGCCUGCGCUCUGGGAUGGUAGAUGACCAGUUGCUCCUGCAACUUGGAGGUACAACAGGAGGUGGUGAUGGGGUAAGAGGUGCAGGUUCCCCUUUAGAACGCCCAGAGCGUGCCCGUCUUAGCGAAAACACCCGUCUGGCUACCCGAUAUGCAGUACGUAUUUUCAGGGAGUACUUAAGUGAGAAAUCACAGAGCCCAGACUUUGAGAGCAUGGAUAAGGAGGCUCUUUGCCGAGUUCUGCGUUCUUUUUAUGCUGAGGCGAGGUCUAAGAGUGGUCAGCUAUACAGUAAAUCCUCCCUCAUCAGCAUCCGCUCCUCCCUUAACCGCUAUCUGAAUGAGCCGCCUUAUUGUCGUACCCUGGAUCUAACCAAGGACCCAGAACUACGUAGUGCCAACUUGACUUUAGCUGCUGUGAUCCGCAAGCUGGAAGAGCAAGGUGCAGGUCCUGUGGUACAGAAACAGGCUAUCACCAGGGCUGACCUGCGAAAGCUAUACACCUCGUGCGUCUUCAGUGCCUCCUCCCCCUUUGGCCUCCUUAACAAAGUUUGGUUUGAGACAUGCAUGUACUUUUGUACAAGGGGAAGGGAGAACCAGAGGGAGCUGGAAGAGGAUUCCUUUGGUUUAGCAAUGGAUGAAGAUGGACGUCGAUUUGUGUAUUUCAAAGCUCUGGGCCCUUAUCAUAAAUCCCGCUCCUCAUCUUGGGGUAAGAAGCGGGGGGGACCAGGUGGAGGUGGUGCAGCAGAAAGUGACGAGGAGAAUUUGCCCCGUAUGUAUGAGACAGGAACAGAGUUUUGCCCCUAUGCAAGCUUUGUCAAGUAUCUGUCCAAGAGGAACCCACUGUGCAAGGCCUUCUUCCAGAGGCCCCGGGACCACUGCAGUGAGUCAGAUGUUACCUGGUAUGAGAACAAGGCCAUUGGCAAAAACCUGCUUGGCACACGUAUGCAGAUGCUGUCCAAAGCAGCCAAACUGUCCAAAACAUACACUAACCAUUGCAUUGGGGCUGUGUCAGUGGCUACUCUCAACAGCAUUGCUGGCAUUGGCACAAAGCUUGGGCCUCCUUACUUUUUGGACAGCUUGAAUGGGGUUAGGCAUAGGCCGGUUGCCCCUAGCAACACAUUUAUCCUGCCUAAGCACACAGGGGUGUUACAGGAAACUAAGACUGAGACAAUUAAGCGGCCGUUGUAUGAAUCACCCCAGUCAAUUUACACCACUAGUGAUGUGUGUAGCCCCCCAUCUCCUAAAAGGCUGUGUGUCCGAUCUGUAGAGCCUCAAGACUGUGUACUUGUUGUGUCUGUCAAGAAUGAUCCCCAGCCAGCCUGUCCAGAUACUAAUGGUCACAUGGUGCUUGCAGCCUCACCUGCUGUCACUUCCCCUCCUGUGGUGUCCCCAGUUCAGGACACUCGGCCCAACAUGUCAAGACCUCUGAUUACCAGAUCCCCUGCGUCCCCUUUGAACAAUCAAGGCAUUCCCACCCCCGCACAACUCACCAAGUCUAAUGCUCCUGUUCACAUUGAUGUUGGUGGACAUAUGUAUACCAGCAGUUUGGCAACCCUCACAAAAUACCCUGAUUCCAGAAUUGGAAGACUUUUCGAUGGUACAGAACCAAUUGUUUUGGACAGUUUAAAGCAACAUUACUUUAUUGACCGAGAUGGACAAAUGUUUCGUUAUAUUUUAAACUUCCUAAGAACAUCAAAACUUCUCAUCUCUGAUGAUUUCAAAGAUUAUUCUUUGCUAUAUGAAGAAGCAAAAUAUUUCCAGCUUCAGCCAAUGCUCUUGGAGUUGGAGCGAUGGAAACAGGACAAGGAGGCUGGCCGUUUUUCCAGGCCUUGUGAGUGUUUAGUAGUCAGAGUUGCCCCAGAUCUUGGUGAAAGGAUUACAUUGAGUGGAGACAAAUCGCUUAUAGAAGAGGUUUUCCCAGAAAUCGGUGAUGUUAUGUGUAAUUCUGUCAACGCGGGCUGGAACCACGACUCUACACAUGUCAUUAGAUUUCCUCUUAAUGGAUACUGUCACCUCAACUCUGUUCAGGUGUUGGAACGAUUACAACAGCGUGGAUUUGAGAUUGUGGGCUCAUGUGGUGGGGGAGUUGACUCUUCUCAGUUUAGUGAAUAUGUACUAAGGCGAGAACUGAAAAGGACAUCUCGUGCACCCUCUGUCAUUCGAAUAAAACAGGAGCCACUAGACUGAAUGGACUUAUUUCUUAUGCAAAAUGGGACAGUUUAUGUGCAGUUGGGAUAACAACGUCCCACAAUCUACACUGAAAAAGACAUUUUAGCUGUAAUUACGCAGCAGCAGCAUCAGGAAUCCAUGCGCGGACAGCAACUGCAAGAUUAGGGAUAAAUUUCAUAUAUAAAAAUGCUGGACAGCUACUGUGGUACUCACAAGUUCCAUUUGAGACUGUGCACAUCCAUACUUACAAUACAAAUCUGUACUUUCAUACGAAGCAUCAUUUUUAUUGCUGUUGUAAAAACCCUUCUUCAUCAGAAGGUCUUAAGGCACAAAACAACCACUACGUUUUUUUAUUUUUAAUUAUUUUGUUAAUAUUUUAUUUUGAAACUUAACAUUAAAGGGCAAUGGUUUGUUAAUAGUUUUUAUGGUAGCUCUUAAAGGUAGAGGCAAUGCUUACAGUUCUCUCUUUCUUUGUAUAGACUAGGGUGAGAUUUCAUUAGAAAAUAAACAUCACAUUAGCAGUCGAUAUGUACCCCCUUGUGGUAAGGAAAUAAUAUGUUACACUUGCUUUAUAGUCUUGCCUUGUCUCCUGUAUAUAACACUAGCAUCACUGAAGAAAUAAUCAUUUAUAGCACUUUCCAAUGUAUCUAUUUUGGCCAUAAAUAACUUAAAGGGACAGUCUAUUCCAGAUUUUGUAUUGUUUAAAGGAUAGAUAAUCCCUUUAUUUCUCAUUCCCCAGUUUUGCAUAACCAACACUGUUAUAUUAAUAUACUUUUUAUCCCUGUGAUUACCUUGUAUCUAAGCUUGUGCAGACUGCCUUCUUAUUUCAGUUCUUUUGACAGACUUGCAUUUUAGCCCAUCAGUGAUGACUCACAAAUAACUCCACGUGAGUGAGCACAAUGUUAUCUAUAUAGCACACAGGAACUAGCUCUAUCUAGCUGUGAAAAACAGUCAAAAUGCACUGGGAUAAGAGGCGGCAUUCAAAGGCAUAGACAUUAGUAUAUGAACCUACCUAAAUUUAUCUUUCAACAAAUAAUACCAACAGAAAAAAGCAAAUUUGAUGAUAAAAGUAAACUGGAAAAUUGUUUGAAAUUGCAUGCCCUAUCUAAAUCAUGAAAGUUUAAUUUUGCCUAUACUGUCCCUUUAAAGGACAUAAUCAAAUAUUUUUUAAUCAUAUGAAAUAGCAGCAGUUAAAUAUGUAAAAAUAUUGUUACAUACAAAAAAGUUAUUCAAAUUUAUGUUAGUGAUGCUUUAAGUGACGCUAUCAGGAAGUGCAUAUUGGUGUACAACUGAUACCUAUUGUUUAAAAGCUGUCAGGCACUCUCACAGAAAAAGUAGGUUUAUUCAGAACAGGAACAUGAAAAAAAGAAAGCACUGUAAUAUAUUAAAAAAAUGGGGAAAUACUCUUUUAGAUGGAACAGAUAUAUUUUUAGUACAAUGUCUCUUUACGAUUAUAUUUUACUUUCUAAAGUUUUCUGUUUCUAUUAAGGUCACCCAGGAUAAGGUCAGUACAUAUUAUAACAUAUUUCAGUUGUAAAAACUGAAUAUUCUUUCUCACCAGACAUUUUGCAGGAAAGACAAUUGUCUAGGACACUGGUCUCAAAUAGUCUAACAGGCCUGGUCUUAUGUAAUGAUUAGUUGAUUUGUGCGUCAGUCAAGAAAAACCUUAAAAUAUUACCUGUUAGUUUCCAUUAGGGCUAAAGUUAAGAAACACUGGUUAGUAGCAACACAGUAAUUUAUAUCUUUGCAUUCUGUUGGGAUAUAAUCAACUGGAUUUCCAUAAUAGCAGUAUUUCAAAGACAGCCCUUUCAUGUAAAGGUAAACAUAAAUAAUUGUAUGUAUGUAAACAUAACCUCUACCAUCACAGGCUACCCUACAAACUGGUGACUGGGCUCCAGACUUCUGCUGCAAAAGAUGUCUCCUAUAAAAUAAAAAUGUUCAACUCCAUUAUAGAAUACGUAUAUAUUUACUGAUAACAUGUUUAAUGUCCAUCCCUUGUUUUUGCAUUGAAAAACAAAUAAUUUGUAUCUGAUCUGUCAUUUGCUACAAAGUCUUCUUUUGCUUUCAUCAUAUUUGCUUUGCGAAGUUCAUUCCUUGCUUCUCAUGGCUCGUGGAAUUCUUUCUUUAGGGUUCAGUGGAUAUAUCACAAAACAAUUCCUAUGGAACUCCCUAAUUUAUGAAGAUUGCACACAGUGUUUCUGCUAAAGUUGUACAUGUUUUUUAGGUCAUAUCCGGAAUUAAAAAAAAAGUUUCAAUAUAAUUAUGUUGUUAACAAAUAUUAAAUACCCCAAUGUAACUAUUGUUUCCUUUAAAAAUGGUUACUUGAAAUAUAGGCCUCAUUACAAUCCUUCAGAAUUCCUGAAUGAAAACAUUGCAUGGCAGCCUGGGUAAUAUUUGGCUUAAUUUUUAAAGCUAUUAUAAUCCAUUAGAUUUGGUUUUGGUAAAACGCCAUAAUCAGUCAAUAAUAAAAAAAAAUCGAGUGAAAAACAAAUUACAAAAAAUGGGUACAUCACAAGCUUUUCAAAGUUUGUUUGCAAGAAUAUUUUACAAUACAAGACAUGCAGCAAGCCAAAGAAACCAAAGGCAGCUAUUUCAGUAUUGUAUAAACCUACUUUGAUUAAAAGCAUUUUUUUUUUGGGGGGGGGGGGGUUACGUGAAAAUGAAUACAAAUUUAUAAUUUCAUAAAAUUUUGAGAAAUGUUAUAAUUAACAUUUUUAAAUAUCUAAACAUUUAUUUGCAACCAUAAAUUGAGUGUAUUUGAGUACGAUUCAUUUUUUAAAAGCGUGAUAUGAUUUUAUAUUUAAAAUUUUUAUUAAAUGAAUGUGAACUGAGAAUGCCCACUUUUUUAACAUUGCAAAAAUAGCUACACUAACAGCCAAUAUAUUCCACUAGAAAAAAAAAGGCCAACAUACUUUUAAGAGGUUAAAGAUGCAUAAUUUGAAAUGUUCAAAUUUCCUGCAAAAAGCUCCUGGGAAAUUGUUGUAUGAUGAAUAGAAUAUUGUGCAGAAUGGUCCCUGUGCAAAGUUUAGGGUUGUUAUCUCACUACAAUUGCCUUUGAAAAGCUUGUGAGCCCAUUACUACAGGGAUUUCAAAGUAAUUGCAAUAGAUUUGAAUCCCUGAAAGAAGCCAUGCACAACCUAUUGCACACAAUUUCUGUCUGGAAAGGGGACCUUUAUUGGAUAAAUGGUUCAUUCCUAAAACUUGCUAUUGCUGGCACUGCUUUGCAAAGAGAAAGUCUUAAUUUAUAUUAAUUUACUUUCUUUCCAUGAUAUUUAGUUACUGUAAUAGUGAAAAAAGCCCUAAUAUGUUUCAGUCAAGUUACUUUGCGUCACAAAUAAAUAAUAGAUUCCAAAAACAUAUACUAAAAAUAAUGGUUUAAUGUAUUUGAGUUUGAUCAUUUAUGAAUCAGUCAUGUUACCACUACCAAUAAUAAUAAUGAAUACGUCUUCAACAUUGAUACAUAUUGCUAGACUCAAAAUAAAUUAUGUGAUAUAAAAAUAUUGUAUUUAAAGGGACUUGAAAGCUAUUUUUUCUUUCUUUUAUGAAUUGGAUAGAGAAUAUGAUUUUAAACAUCUUUCUAAUUUACUUCUAUUAUCUAUUUGUUGAAGAGUCAAUAACAUGAAGCAUAGAUGUGCAGCCACCAAUCAGCAGACCCUGAGUCUAUCUAUAUAUGAUUUUCAACAAAGGAUACCAAGAGAACAAAACAGAUCAAAAAUAAAUUUGAACAUUGUUUAAAAUUGUCCCUUUAAAUACAGGUGCAAAAUCAAUUUGUAGUAUUACAUUAUGUUUUAAAAACUGAACUGUUUUGAUCUAUAAUGUAUUGUAAAGACCAACAACAGAAAAUACUGUACCUCUUUGGAGAAAGACUGACAUCUCAAUUAGAUUUGACAUUAUUUAAUUCCUUGUUGAAGAGCUCAUUUCUUGUACAUGUUUAAGUUCCUAAUAGCGUCCUUAAAGGGAUAACACACACUGUUUAAUUCCCCAUAAAAUAAUUAUGUGUAGAAAAUAUUUUGCAAUGAACUUUUUGUUAUUUAUUUUGAUUGGUUUUCCUUUAACCUUUUAACGUCGUUAUGCCGUUCUAUUCCGUCAUAUUUACACUGGGCUUUAAAGCCGCUAUGACGGAAUAGAACGUCAUAUCAAACGGCUGUCCUGAAGCCUUCUGCGCUUCAAGGAAUUGAUCGCGGUCUGGAGGGCGUUCCUAGGGUUGUAGGGACGCCCCCCCAGAUGCGAUCCAAUAAUUGAAAUCUCGCGAUCGUAUGCACGAUCGCGUAGUUUCAAUUUGUCUACAUCGGAACAGCUGUUCCGAUGUAGACACUUUAACCCUGUCACGAAAGGGUUAAUUACCAAUGAUUAAUUUAAAAAUUAAGCUUUUAGGGCCUGAAAUCAAGUAAAAUGUGAUGAUAUAUAAAUUGAAAGCAGAACUGUAUUACCAGUGGUUUAGAAAUUCUAUCAGCCAAUGGCUAUCACUAUGAAAUACACAACAGAUACUGCUAAAUUAGAUCCAAAUUAAAUGUAAACAGGUUUUUUAUUUUUUUGAGUCAAUAACCAUUACUUAAAUAGUAUUGUAAAGCCGUGUUCUUAAUAACUUUGCUCACAAAUUCCUCAUAAAGAAUACUAUUUGUGUUAGAGGUGCAGAUAUACCCGAUGGAGAUGCAUUUACAAACUUUAUGUAAACCUAAUGCCAUAUUAGCUCAAUUGGAUAUGGUUUAAGUGGAAAAUACAACUAUCUUGAGAUGACAUCCUUUUGGGAACACCUGCAAUAGGGGGCGCAGCAAGAAAGAGUUUUUAUUCCUUACGAGCAAGCAAAUCGUGGAAUUAGGAACCAUGGCACAUUUAUGCAAAUCAUGAUGGAUUCAGCCCCAUAAUUAAAUAUAAAUAUGAGUUGUCAGUCCUUCUUUAAAAUACAAUACUUAUUAGACAUUUGAAGACCGUUAAAAAAUCUUAUAUCUCAUGCUUAUAAUAGCAACCAAAAUAGUUGUUUAUUGCAUAAAAUGCACAUUUACCUGUAUUACCCUGCAUUGCUAGAUGGGGAAAAACUUACAGAAUGAAAAACAUAAAAAAUAAAACUAAUUUAUAGAGCAUUGGAACAAUAGUUGAUUAUGAAAUGAAUGGCAUAACAUUUCAGGAAAAUCUAAUUAAUGAGGGUAAACUAGCAUUACAAAGUUUUUAGUAUGUUUGAGCCUGAAGGGGUUGUUGCUUUAAAAUCCACAUUAAAGCAUUUAAAGAGUUUAUUUUGUGUGUUUUUUUGUUUGUUAUAGCAACAGGAUACUUAUCUGGAUAAGUCACGCUGGUUUGUAAAAUACAUUCAUUUUAAAACAUUUAUUCCAUUCUUUUUGUAAUUGUUAUUCAAGACAAAACUUGACUUUUGUAUACAUUAUAAAAAUGUACUCCUUACUGCCAGAAAA